Messenger RNA from Candidula unifasciata, 702 nucleotides. NCBI's taxonomy places the organism in Eukaryota, Metazoa, Mollusca, Gastropoda, Stylommatophora, Geomitridae. The record is from the annotation of a GenBank genome assembly.
AUGGUCUUCAACAUUCUGGUCUUGUCAGUUGGCGCCAUUGCCGUGGCCUGUCUGCCAACAGGUGACGCCCAGGCUCCUGUAUGUUCUUCUGGGGCAACAAUGGUGCCCCACCCUACCAUUUGCCAGAGGUUCACCAACUGCUCCAUCCCCCCAUCUGUCCGUCUCUCCCCGUUCCUACAAGUUCAGGAGGAUGAGUGCCUGUACCCUCAGCUCUUCGAUGUUCACAAGUUGGCGUGUGCAAACUUUAAAGAAGCAGAGUGUGGGCCCAACCGGGUGGCCUCUAAAGAUCCAUGUGCCUACGUGAAGAACUUGUGCGGCUCCUCCCAUUGUGAGCCAUGUUCCAGUCGGUUGCCGUCUUGUGUUGGACUCUCUGACGGCAAUCAUGCUCACCCCAGCAGACAGUGGAGUCCCUACUACAUUGUCUGUGACACCGAGAGGACCAUAAAUAUCACCAGGUGCCCGACACAUGCCCCCACAGGCACUUCUGGCAUCUUCUCUCCCACCACCGAUAGUUGUGUGUCUGUGUGGGAGGUGCCCCAGGAACAAGGAGGCCUGCAGCCAUCAUGCCAGGGAAAGGUCCCUGGGCUGUACCGAGUCACCGACAAGCCGGACGUCUAUUACUCAUGUCCUGGACCUCAGGUGUUCUACUGUGGCCAGAACCUGCAGUUCAACGAGACCACGAAACGUUGCCAGGCGCCCUAG